UUCUCAUCAAUAUUUCCUUUUGAUUUAUCUCUUUAGCUUAUUGUUUGUUCCUUUUUAACAACCCUAAUCAAGCUUAAAAAUAUGGGUUUUACUCUUAAUUACAAAAAUAUAGUGCAUCUUAUGAUAAUGAUCCUUGAGUUAGUUGUUUGCUAUGGUCAAGACUUUAUUUGCUCUCGAGCCACUUAUUAUGGUAGUCCCGAUUGCUUAGGCAAUCCAACUGGAUCAUGUGGAUAUGGGGAAUAUGGAAGAACUGUGAAUGAUGGGUAUGUAGCUGGAGUCCACAGGCCUUACAGGAAUGGAACUGGAUGUGGAGCUUGCUAUCAGGUAAGGUGCAAAGCAGGAUCAAUAUGCACAGAUGAAGGAGUGGUGGUGGUGGCAACAGAUUUUGGGGUGGGUGAUUGGGUUGAUUUCCUAUUUACGGCCCGAGCUUAUUCUAAGAUGGCCCGACCCGGUUUUGAAGCAGAACUUCUCUCUUAUGGUGUGGUUAACAUUGAAUACAAAAGGGUAGCUUGUACAUUUCGUGGAUCAAAUAUGAUAUAUAGUGUUCAUCCUGGCACCAAAUAUCCUCACUACUUUGCCAUUAUCAUUAUCUAUCCUCCUGGUUUAUAUGAUGUUGUUGGUGCUCAAAUUUGGCAGGAAGAUUGUAAGGAAUGGAGGCCCAUGAGAAAGCCAUUCGGAGCAGUUUGGGACAUGGAAAAUCCUCCAAGAGGAGAUCUUCGAAUAAGGUUCUUAUUUAGUGCCACAGGCGACGUUAAUGAUGCUACUUGGGUUGAAUCACCUAAUCUAAUCCCUGCUUAUUGGGAAGCUGGAGUCAAUUAUGAGCUUGCCAUUACACUCUAAUUACUGUUAAUUAUUAUUAUUAUUAUUAUAUUAUUAUCCACUCUAAUAUUAUAUUAUCUUGGUCCAAAUCAUUGUCACAUUGUGGACGAUAAUACGUAUUUAUCUAAGAACAUUUAGUUCUUUGUGAUUAUCUCUACAUCAAUUAUCUCUUCUCUUGUUUAGUUUCAUGAUUAAAUAAGAUUUCAUAUUAUGUACUCCAUAUUUCAAUUAAUAACAAUUAUUAGUUGUAAUUUUU
Amaranthus tricolor (Joseph's coat) is the source of this 1075-nucleotide messenger RNA. Its product is annotated as expansin-like B1. The coding region runs from base 82 to 840 and encodes 252 amino acids. Gene Ontology annotation, cellular component: extracellular region. The transcript has 4 exons. The record is from RefSeq and is a predicted model, not a curated record. NCBI's taxonomy places the organism in Eukaryota, Viridiplantae, Streptophyta, Magnoliopsida, Caryophyllales, Amaranthaceae.